AUGUCUCAUCGCAAGUGCGGAAACCCCGUUGUCCUCGUCUCCUUCUCUAACCGCCCUAUCAUGUCGAAAAGGCAAGCAGAGCUCCCCUUGGAGGACAAUUUCCCUGGAUCACCAGCCUCCAAAAAAGUGCGCGUGGAGGAAGACCCCGAAAGCGACCCCCGCAAUGGCGCAGUACCCGCGCAACGAGCCAGCAGCCAGGAAUUAGAGCAGGAUGACCGCAACGGCUCGAACAUUCUGGCCGCUGCCGACAUAGAGGGGGAGGGAUUGCGGGAAGGCGAGGAAGACAAUGCCGGGUCUUCGGACAUCGAUGAAGACGCACCCGCCAUCAGCGCGCCGAAGCGGCAGAGCGCGCCCAUGGAAGGCUACGGCGAUCUCUACCUGGACACAAUCAACCGAGGAGUGCUGGAUUUCGAUUUCGAGAAGCUAUGCUCGGUCAGCUUAUCAAACAUCAACGUUUAUGCGUGUCUCGUCUGCGGCAAAUAUUUCCAAGGGCGCGGUCCCAAGUCGCAUGCUUAUUUUCACGCUCUCGAGGUCGGACACCAUGUCUUCAUCAAUAUGGGAAUAAAGAAGGUUUUCGUCUUACCGGAAGGAUACGAAGCCAAGAACCAGAGCUUGGACGACAUCAAGUAUGUGGUAGAUCCACACUAUACCAAGGACCAGGUGGUGAAACUCGAUAAAGAGGUCCAUGACGCCUGGGAUCUCUCUGGGUCCCGGUACAGACCAGGGUUUGUUGGUAUGAACAACAUCAAGGCCAAUGACUAUCUCAACGUUGUCGUUCAGCUUUUGGCGCAUGUCCACCCCAUCCGGAACUUUUUCCUCUUGCACGAAUUCCCAACACCCGGCACGCCACAGCUGGCUCUUCGGUUCAGCACCCUCGUGCGCAAGCUCUGGAACCCUAAGGCAUUCCGGUCCCAUGUAUCUCCCCAUGAGUUGCUACAGGAGAUUGCUCUACGGUCCUCAAAGCGAUUUACGCUUACGCAGCAAUCGGACCCGGUAGACUUCAUGUCGUGGUUCCUGAACAACCUGCAUCUCUCGCUUGGUGGCUCCAAGAAGCCGUCAUCGACACCCACCAGCAUCGUCCAAGCCGCUUUCCAGGGUCAGCUCCGAAUCGAAAGCCAGGCCAUUACUGCGCAUUCGGACACCCAGAACGCCCGUUUGGUAUUCACGGAGUCUGGCACGAUCAAUAGUCAAGUCACACCAUUCCUCAUCCUCACCUUGGAUCUGCCCCCAACACCGCUUUUCCAAUCCACAAACCGGGAAUCUAUCAUCCCGCAGAUCCCUCUCACCACCCUCCUCAACAAAUACAACGGCAUCACGGCCUCCGAAAAACUAGCUCAUCGUGUCCGGCAUCGCCUCCUCCACCCUCUUCCUCCCUACCUCCUCUUCCACAUCAAACGCUUCAGUAAGAACCGCUUCGUCUCCGAGCGGAAUCCUACCAUCGUCACUUUCCCCUCGCCCCGCUCCCUCGACAUGUCUCCCUACGUCGAACCCAACCCACAGAUAUGGCCUCCGGGCGAGCCCAUCAUGUAUGACCUCGUUGCAAACAUCAUCCUUGAUCCUACCGUCGCCGCGCCCGGUGCCACCGAAGACGCCGCCGAUAAGGGUGUCAGCGCGGCAUCGGGGGCAGGCGGUGCGCCUUCCACCAGUGCCGGUGCCGGUGCCGGAAGCGAGAAAGUGUCUUGGCUGGUCCAGCUGCAUGACAAGGCUAUGUCCGCUGAGAAUACCCGCCACCAACCAAGCGAGGCUACAGAGCCGCAACAGCGCGGUCCUGAGUGGCUCGAGGUUCAGGAUUUGUUUGUCAAGCGUGCCGAGAGUGAAACCCUGUUCACACGCGAGGGCUACCUGAUGGUUUGGGAGCGCCGCAAGACUCCGGGAAAGAAGGGGAAGGGCCGGGCGUAG
Messenger RNA from Penicillium alfredii, 1899 nucleotides. RefSeq names its product ubiquitin carboxyl-terminal hydrolase family protein. The record is from RefSeq and is a predicted model, not a curated record. Gene Ontology annotation, molecular function: zinc ion binding; cysteine-type deubiquitinase activity. NCBI's taxonomy places the organism in Eukaryota, Fungi, Ascomycota, Eurotiomycetes, Eurotiales, Aspergillaceae. The coding region runs from base 1 to 1899 and encodes 632 amino acids. The transcript is spliced from 2 exons. Gene Ontology annotation, biological process: mRNA processing; spliceosomal complex assembly; protein deubiquitination.